ACAGCGCGCUGAUCUACUGAACUGGCAGCGCUUCCCCUACACUAAAACUACAACGGCAGAAUACAGACGUAACUUCUUGACUGUCAGCUCAUGCGAUGAUGGGGGGAUAAUGCAAGUGACGAAAAAACAAAAGAGAAAGUUUAACGAGCAAAACGUGGAGGCUAUUGAGCAAAUGUUAUUUCAUUCCAAAUUUCUAAUCAAAUGUUGAAUUCGUUAUUAUUAAACCUAAAUCUAAUAUUAGUUUCUGAGUGAACUUAAAUCUAAUGUUAGUAAUCGUUGAAACCUAAGCCUAUUCUAUAGUACGAUAACUCCACCCGAUAAUUCUAUGAAUGUUCCGGUAGUUGAUAUAGUUGAUCGAUCAUUAAAUAGUUGGUAAGUUCAGUGAUGGUAUCUAAUUGCGAACAAUCAUAUACAAUUAGUACAACAUGCAAGUGCAAUAGUUAUGAUACAAUGAUCUUUUGUGAACUUCAGGUACCGUCAUGCAACAAAUACCGGCAGGUCAAUCAUACCUGUCUUGCUAGAAGUAUAGUAAACGUGAGUAAAUAAUAGGAGAUAAUUAUUUUGAAUCUUACUAAGCUAUUUAAUUACAAACCAGGAAUUUUGUAAUCCCUCCGAUCUGAAAUAAACUUGGAUUACAAAACCGGAAACUGCUCUACACUGCACGGUAAGCCAACAAAUUACAAAAUUCGUUUAAUCAACGAUGUCAAGCCGUAACACACAGAAAUCGGGUGCGAAUAGUGGAUCCAAAGGCGAUCGAUCGGAUAACGGGAAAGGUGAAGCACCAGCCGGAACUGAAAGUGUGCCAGUGGUUACGAUUACAAUGGCAGGGCUGGGACAGAGUCUCCCAGGAUCGUCCUGUAGAUCUUGUGCAGAACCUGACAACGAUGCUAUGGUGCAAUGCGACUUUUGCCAUGAUUGGCAUCAUUUCUCAUGCGUGGGAGUUACUGAUGAUGUUGAGAAAGUGAGCUGGUGGUGUCCUAAAUGCGCGACUGCAACCGGGGUCCAGCAAACAACUUCAGCAGACGACCAACAACUUCCGUCAACGAGUGGUGCCAACUUGAGCCAUAGCAAGCAACGUAAACCUAGCGGAGAGAAGGGGGUUUCUGCGGAGAUUGGGCAACCAACGUUACGAAUGACCACACGAAGCGCUUCACGAAAGGGAAUUACCACGGCCGUUUUACCACCAGUUGUAGGCGAAACAGCAGUUACAGUUGCGAUUGCGUCUGCGGAGCAGCCGUACGAAGGGGAUGUAAAUCGGCCGAGAGAAGCGCCGGCCGGCACCAUAAGGUCUAGCUCUUCUCAAAGAUCACUGAGAUUGCAGCUCCAGCGACUUGACGAAGAAAAUGCACUCCAGCGGGAAUACAUCCAGAAGAAGUACAGCAUCCUUGAACAAAUGAGCAGCCGCUCGGGAUCAUCGUAUGGUGGAGGUUCCAGUAGGAUCGAGAGUUGGGUGAAAAAGACGAAUACCUUGCUGGAGGAAGGAAAGCUUCAGACAAAAUUCUCCAAUUCGGUGAGGGCCCCGGAAAUUACCGAAGAACCGAGCAUUCCGGGUUCGUCCGUUCAACCACCAAACUCGCCUCGCUACAGUACAAGACCGGGUCCUAGGUGCACUCCCAGCCACGCUAGUCGGCUUCUCAGCAAUGAUAGCAGAUCUUCGACCAGCCUACCGUGUGAGGUCAGAGUUCCCGUCAUCCGUCCGUCGUACUUGUCGAUUCCUCAAGGGACGUCAGUUUAUCCGCCCGCAGAACGCAACAUCUUGCCGUCACCGGUAGCCAUUCCGCAUCAAUACCCGAGCCAGCAUCAAGCACCGAGCAGCCAACAACUCGCUGCUAGACAAGCAAUCUCAAGGGAUUUGCCUCCGUUCUCUGGGCAACCAGAAGAGUGGCCGAUAUUUUUGUCGACCUUCACCAACACCACGGCGAUGUGUGGCUUUACUGAUGAUGAAAACAUUAUCAGGCUCCAGAAAUGCAUGAAGGGCAAGGCGUAUGAGGCGGUAAAAAGUUUGCUCAUGCAUCCGUUCAAUGUACAGCGUGUCAUGGACACACUUCGAAUGCUUUUUGGGCAGCCAGAGGCAAUUGUACAUUCUCUGAUCUCGAAAAUCAACAAUCUGCCGCCGAUGAGGGAAGAUAAGUUCGAGACUAUCGUGGAGUUUGCCGUAAACGUUCGGAACUUCUGCGCGACAGUCGACGCAUGCGGGUUGGAAGAAUAUUUAUACAACAUCUCACUGCUACACCAACUUGUUGCCAAGCUUCCACCGUCUAUAAAGUUGGACUGGGCACGGUACCGUCAAACUCUCCCAGCGGUGAAUCUAGCAGCGUUUGGAAACUGGGUCUACUCGCUAGCUGAAGCUGCAAGCACCAUCGCAACUCCUCCAGCAGGUUUAGACGUAAAGCAAACCCGCAACGAUUCUCGUGGAGGCAAGAAAGGAAAUGCUUUCUUGAAUGCGCAUUCCGAGUCAUCGGGGGUCAACCAUCCGUCGGCACCAGCGAAAUUCGUCGCCGUCACAGGACGGGUGCAUGAAACCUGCCCAAUAUGCAAUGGUGGGUGCAAGGUAGUUGAGAAAUGCAAGCGCUUUCUGGAGCUUUCCAGGGACGCUAGAUGGGCAACAGUUAGGGAAAGUGGACUUUGUCGCAGAUAUCUCCGCAGCCAUAAAGGUGUUUGUAAAGCGAAACCUUGCGGAAAGAAUGGGUGUGAGUUGAAGCAUCAUCAAUUGCUUCACAAUGAGAAACGGGUUACGGUAACAGAAACAUCUAUUGCACCUCAGUCGCCGGCAACGCAGUCUUCUGAUCCCAGGACCACCACCCAUACUCAUGACUGCAACGUUCAUCGUACGAGCUCCAGCUCCGUUCUGUUCCGUUACCUGCCGGUAAUACUCUAUGGGAAGAACCAGUCCGUCGAAACAUACGCGUUUUUCGAUGAAGGAUCGGAACUAACACUCUUAGAUGAGGAGUUGGCGGAAGAGCUACAACUUGAAGGAGGCACGCUACCAUUGUGUCUGCGAUGGACCGGAGGCGCGGAGCGAAACGAAAGAAGCUCUCGGAUCGUGAAUCUGCAAAUCUCUGGAGUACACAGCCAGGACAGAAGGUUCUCUCUCUCGUCCGUCAGGACCGUCAAGGAGCUACUGUUACCACUGCAAACGUUAGACGCUGUCGAGUUGAAGCAACUAUAUCCUCAUCUGCGAGGGCUGCCGAUCCAGUCAUAUCGUGAAGCACGACCACGCAUUCUGAUAGGAAUGAAGCACGUUUCCGUCGGAGUAGUGCUGAAAUGCAAAGAAGGAAAGUUCGAGGACCCUAUCGCUGUCAAGACCCGUAUUGGCUGGACGGUAUGUGGUAAGCUGGAUCGCAGCGCCGAAGAGUCAGCACAGUGCAUGGUUCACGUAUGCACCAACGACCAGGAUUCUGACGAAAAGCUACAUCACGCUAUGAAAGCGUACUUUGCCCUGGAUAGCCUUGGUGUUGCCAAGCCCAUCGGAAAUCUCAUUCUCUCCUCCGAAGACCAACGAGCCAAACAUCUUCUUGAAUCAACGACCAGAUUCCUCGAUAAUCGCUACGAAGUAGGACUACUCUGGAGACACGACAACAUUCGGUUGCCGGACAAUCGAGCGAUGGCCUUGCGUCGGCAUCAGCAACUUCAAAAGCGAAUGGAACGAAACACGGACUUGGCAGAGACUCUCAAUGGGAAAAUUGCCGAAUAUGUUGCCAAAGGGGACCUGAUCUUCUCUGUUCGCUAUUGGCCAUACUUCUACAAUUUCGCCAAGGCCGGAUCGGAUUGUCAGGAGACCUACGUGAAAUGUUCCAUCAGAUUUUGA
Molecule: messenger RNA, 3808 nt
Organism: Aedes albopictus (Asian tiger mosquito)
Lineage: Eukaryota; Metazoa; Arthropoda; Insecta; Diptera; Culicidae
Exons: 3
Coding region: 701-3808 (1035 amino acids)
Source: RefSeq, a predicted model, not a curated record